GAUGAUCGCAUUGUAAACAUCUUUAACAUUUCUACAAGGACAUGUUUGUCUAGGUGUCCACUGUCCGAAGUCCGACUGUCAGAAAGAUGCUUCAAAAGCUUGUUUUGUUCCGGUUUCUCCGACCUGCUGCUCUACUCUCUGCAGCUCUACGUUGUGCCUCAUCGGGGACCGUGGACGUCAAAGUCCCGCUGAACUUCUGGUGCGGAGACAGAGUAAAGAUCAAGGAUGUGUCAACCACUGAGCCUGUUUACGAACCUGCAACUGGUCGGGUCCUGUGUGAGCUAGAGCUCUGUGGGUCUGUGGAGGUGAACCAGGCAGUGCAGGCAGCCCAGUCUGCCUACCAGGCCUGGAGCCGGAUGUCAGGGAUGGAGAGGGCACACAUCAUGAUAGAAGCUGCCCGUAUCAUUGAGAACAGGAGAGAGGACAUUGCGGAGAUCGAGGUGGUGAACAACGGGAAGUC
This is a messenger RNA of Oncorhynchus mykiss (rainbow trout), 460 nucleotides long. It is a transcript of the gene badh, whose product is annotated as Betaine aldehyde dehydrogenase. NCBI's taxonomy places the organism in Eukaryota, Metazoa, Chordata, Actinopteri, Salmoniformes, Salmonidae. The record is from RefSeq and is marked provisional. Gene Ontology annotation, molecular function: oxidoreductase activity.